CAAAUCUUGAGUGGGAAAAAGAGCAUGUGCUUUUAAAAGAAAGACCAAAGCAGCCACUGACUUGAAUGCAAACUUCUGUUUAAAGCUUUCUGUGAAAUGACAUAUUUUAGGUGACGCUGCUCAUCAGCUGUUUGUUGGAGACCACUGCAUUUCCUACUCCUGGCUGCUGUGGAGGAGAUGAUCUUGGCUGCAUCCACCUUCCCCCCCCCACGCGAAUGGCUGUCACACUUUAGGCUCCCCCUCCUCUCCCUUUCUCUCCUCUUGUGCUCUCACUCCUCUGCCUGCAAGCACCUCCAUACUGUCCUCAGGCUUACCUGAGCCACCACUGCAGAAACACUGGAUUCCCUCCUUCACACACACACACUUUCUCCUCCUCCUCCUCCUCCUCCUCUUAACACAUAGUUUUUUACCUGGAGAGGGCAGGCACAAGGGACGGCAUGUGCAACAGCCGCAGCAGAAACCUCUCCUCACAUCAAACGCUGCUUCUCUGAGUUUCCUCUGUCUGGAGAGAAGAGGGGAACUCUAAAUUUUGGAUCAUUGUCUUUUAGCCGUAGUUGGAGAGACGGGUGCAGUGAGGGAACACUUGUCUAUCCAGAGACACCAAAGGCAACACACACACAGCAUGAUUUUGGGAAGUAUCAACAGGGCUGGUGCAGCAGUGCCAACAUUCCUCCGGACCCCCACGGUGAUCCAGCCCCUCCUGGACAUGAAGCCGUUCCUGCAGUUCCCCAUGGAAACGCCUCCUCCUCCACACAGCAUGAACCUCUUCCACAACUUCAACACAAUGGACCCUGUGCAGAAAGCUGUCAUCAACCACACCUUUGGAGUUCCUCUGGUAAAGACCAAACGACCCGUCAUCUCUUGCAACGUCUGCCAGAUCCGCUUCAACUCUGAGAGCCAGGCAGAGGCCCACUACAAAGGAAACCGCCAUGCCAGGAGAGUGAAAGGCAUCGAGACCUCCAAGAGCCGUCCGCAAGAGAGGGACAAGCUUCACAGUCUACCCCCCACUUCAUCCCCAUCUCCCCCUGGAGCCCCUGGAAGUGCUACAGACAGUGAACCCAGCAAAGGGGACGAAGUACAGUCUUUAUCACACAUAAAUGGGUCCCUACUGACUUCAGGAGCCCUUUCUUCAUUACCAGCCUCACCCACUCCACCCAUGGACUCCCCUGUGCCAUCAGUGUGUUCUCUCCUUCCGGCGCCCACUCCACCCCUGAACCCUCCGUCCUCCUCCUCCCCAAACUGUGGCAGCAGCAGCACUAGUUCUGAUCAGCCAGGAUCUGGACCUGUGGUUGCAGCCGCUGCUGGCACCCCGACCUCCAGCAGCCCGUCUAACCCAGAAACAGAGGACGACAAAGCCAAGAAGCUGCUGUACUGCUCGCUGUGCAAAGUGGCUGUCAACUCCUUGUCACAGCUUGAAGCCCACAAUAAAGGUACUAAACACAAAACUAUCUUGGAGGCACGGAGUGGGCUGGGCCCCAUUAAGGCAUACCCUCGCCUAGGCCCCAAGCCUAAUGGAGAGCAGGGAGGGGGGCCAGUGGACCCCAACACUCAGGAAAGAACCUUCCACUGUGAAAUCUGCAAUGUUCGGGUGAAUUCUGAACUACAACUCAAACAGCACAUAUCAAGUCGACGGCAUCGGGAUGGUAUGGCGGGAAAGCCUAACCCCCUCCUCAGCCGACACAAGAAGCACAGGGGAGCUGAUCUGACGUCUUCUUUGAACUUCUCCAAGGAUCUCACCAAAGCUUUGGGUGCAGGGCUGUUGCCCAACCCUUUGGCUGUUGCAGCCGCAAUGGCUGCUGCAGCAUCCUCAAAUCAGCUGGCUAUGCGUGCAGCUGCUCCUGGGCACCAUCCGCACCCUCAUCACCUCUUACAAGGCCACCAUCUGAGCCACGCUAUCCUGAGACCGGCCCCCGGGCCGAUCCGCACCACCCAUGGGCCGAUCCUCUUUUCUCCCUACUGAAACCUCACCGUGGGAUUUUAGCCAGUCAGGAACAUCCACUCCAAAAGCACACUGUGAAGCUACAAAAUGAUCAACAAACAGCAACUGACAGGUGGAAAACAAUAAAAAAUACUAUCAUUUUCAAAACGAGGGAAAGCAGCAAUGAAAGGAGUGUUACACCCCUUUUUCCCUUUACCUGAAACUCUCCAUUCACUCUGUAUUUUUCAAAAACAAUUUUAGGAUCUGCAGGUGGAACAAAUGGAGAGAUAAAAUACUUAUGCAUUGAACUCCCUUUUGCUUUUCUCACUUCCUUGGGUGUACCCUUGAACUGUGUUCCGAAGAAAUACGACAGACCUUUCUUGAAACUUCAAACCACGCAUAGUGCAGCAACAUUGCUAAUCCGGGCCAGGCUGCUUUCCUCUGUCACCACGACAUCAGCGUGUUCUCGUCCUAUGCACAUCAAAAAUCAAGACAGUGAUGUUUUGUCAGUAGGGUAGCAGCUUUCAUCGGUAUUUGUAUGCGCCACAUGCAGCUGAGGCAGCCUCCACGGUACUGUACAUGUCCUGCUCCAGAGGUCAGCUGCUCUUCCAUUUGUGAGACUACAUUGCGAAAUGCAGCAUGACUUUGGCUGACGAGCAGGUGGUACUCAUGUCUGACAGGAUGGUUAUGAGAGCAGAACAACGACUGGGGGGGGUUACAGUCCUUUAUCAUUUCCGGAGAGGUGAGGUGAGAGAAUGACUGGCAUGGGUCAGUGGAUGGAUUGACCACAGGCAGCAUGCAGUCCUGAGCUAGUCUGCUAUUUAAAAUAGACUGUACCAACAAAAGCCUGCUGGAGGGCGUAUCUGCCAACCUCCAUAACAGUCAGUCUGGGCUCAGCUAAUUCAAAAGGGGAUGAAGAAGCAGCAGAAAUCAGUUACUGGUUACACUCUAUGCUUCUGUAUUUAUAAACUGGUUUUAAUGUUUAGAUUUAUUCCUUUUUCAGUGAACAAAUUCUCUAUUAAAGUGCAACCAAGCACGGCAAUAUAGAGGGCAUGGGUAAUCUCUUUGCAAUGUCAAACAGAGUUGACAUCCUCACCUCGUCUUGGUCUUCAUUUUCAGGCUCAUUCACUCUGUAGAUGUGCAGGUAUGACUUAGAUGUGACCCUGUGUUCCGAUGGAUCUUCUUUUCCAUACAUCUUCCUAAUAAGGCUCUGCAGGAACAGGAUUUUGCAUCACUGUGUUGACCCCUCCCAUUCUUGUGCAGCCCUCCUACUCCUCACCUAACUGGCAUCCAAAGGUCAUUUAAGUCAAUUAUAGAAAGGCAAAUGUGGCAACUGGCAGAACAUAACAGUGAAAGAAAACAAAUUGUAUCAAGGGAGAUGAAAGCCAAAUAGAUUCUAAGAAAAAUGAUCUUGAGCUGGAGCGACAACCGAGCCAGAAGCCAAGGGGAAGCCACCCCGAGUGGGAGCCGAGACGCCAAGCUCAGAGCAUCUCUUAUUACUUCCUGUCUUACAACUGAAAGCCAUGAAAUGCACCAUGAUUUGUUUUAGCUUUACAAAGAAUGGUAAGCACUUUGUUUUUAUUGGUUUGGACUGUUGGUCUGUGUUUAUAUCACACAUAAAAUUAGCAAAAAUAAUAAAUACAUGAAUAUUUUUGUAGGUAGCAAAUAUUAUUGUCAUCCAUGAAAAUAAUUAAAAAGUGGGGGGUGGGGGGGGGGGGUGGAAUGAUUGUUAUGUGCUCUGUAAGUAAUCCAGACAGAUUGUUAAACAUUGGAGAGCCACAGAAACUAUCUUGACUGACAGCUUGACAUAACAACCCCUUCCUGAAAAGGUGUACACUGUGCCCUUUCAUUGAGAAGCAAUGAGCUCUUAUGUCUUACCUUUGUUUGAAUAUUGCAAUGCAAUGAGCAAUUUUUAUCAGAGUGACUUGUUAUCAUUGUGACAUGUUGUGACAUGUUGUCUGGAGUCAUGUGUAAACCUGGAGCAUGCCAGCAGACAGACUUUUCCGUUCUUCCAUGGGGAGUUCAAGUCCUCCAGAGGGUUGAGGGUGGGGGGGUGAAGCAGCAGAUGGAGGGCUAGCUCGACACAGGGACCGACCCUUCAUAUUAAAGGGCCUUUUAACAAUGGGAAUCUCUGCUUGGGGAACAGGGUACAAAAAACAUGCAUCAAGGGAUCUGAGGCAGAUGACCUGUUCAACAGGAUCAAUUUUGUUUGCAUUUGUUUGUUUGUUUUGUUUUUUUCUUUGUGUGAAAAGUGUCUCCAAGUGAAAACCCAGUGGAACAUUACUAACGCCAUUGCUAAAAGAAGAAGUUGGCUCUGUCGCCCGCUUCCACCAUUGUGCUCUUUCUUUGUUGCAGAGAGUCCUCUUUAAAUUCAUUUUGUGAGUGAGACAAUAUUCCAAGAUUUGUGCUUGACUUUCUGUUGGUGUGUAAACUGUAUGUAUUCUGGUUUGUGCUGCUCUCUCUCCUUCUCCUGAAGAGAAGAGGCAGCCUGAUUCAAUAAAGUGGCCUAACACUAAAUCAAAAAUCAGAAAUCUGUUGGCUUUAGAGAGGCUAAUCAGCUAUCAACGGCUCUUUCAUAGUACUGCAUUGUGGUCCAAUCAAGGUGGGUCAGUCAGCACCAGAAAUACGUUCAUAUUGUCGUUGACAUGUUCAUCACGUGGUAAAUGCCAAUGAGUCAUUCUCAUUAUGCACAUUUGGGAAUUAAAUGUUAGACUCCUGUUUUAUGAGCAGGUACAUCAUGUUAGCUGUGUUUAGGCUCCUAGCCUUAGCCUUAUUCUGCCCUCAGUCUCAGAGAGAUGAAGAGGCUUUGGUGUAAUUUCAUUUUGCCAAUAAAGUUAUUUUUGAACUUCAUUAUCUAAGGGAUGACAAGUUUGUAUGGCGAACUGUAGCAAUACCUGAAUCAUUCUGGCUACUAUCGUUUUUUGCAAUAAGAAACUGAAAUGUGUAUGUGAGUACAACAUUAUAAAUGUAAUUUAAGUGAAAAAAAAUCUAUGGGUCUCAAGAGAAACCAUGAUGGUAAAAGUAAAUGUCAAUAAAAUAUUCAAUGUUAAA
Messenger RNA from Oryzias latipes (Japanese medaka), 4969 nucleotides. RefSeq names its product zinc finger protein 385A (gene znf385a). Gene Ontology annotation, molecular function: zinc ion binding; nucleic acid binding. NCBI's taxonomy places the organism in Eukaryota, Metazoa, Chordata, Actinopteri, Beloniformes, Adrianichthyidae. The record is from RefSeq and is a predicted model, not a curated record. Gene Ontology annotation, cellular component: nucleus.